CUGUCCAGUGAAUAGCUGAUGUGGGACGCAAGGCCGCCCCUUGCUUCACUGCAGCGACUGCUCUGAAGGGCCAUCCCACUCCAGAGCAUCCCUUGGGACCAGCUUCAGCAUCCGUUCCCCCCUCUGCCCAACCCUGCUUCCCUCACACCCUCUUAGUUCCGAGAACUCUCCCCAGCCAGCCUCUGCCUCAGAGGAACUAUGUUCCUUGUUUCCCGGGGAACUCCAAGUACAACUUAAAUUUAUCUAGUUCUCACAACUUUAUGAAAUAAAUGCAUCACGUUUUCAUCUUAGAGGCGAGGAAAUGGAGACAUGAAAAGGUUGAGAAGCUUGUCCCGGGUCUCCCACCAGUAAACAGCAGAGCCCAGAUUUGAAAGUGAGAAAUCCAUCUCCAGAUCACACACUCUUAACCUCACCUGCAGCCUCUUAAUUGCAAUCCCAAAGGGAUGUGAGGAGCCUUGGGGAGGCUGUGAUGCCGGUAUGAGAACGUGAGGAGAGAAGCAGGGCAUCCAUUACCUUUAUCUCAGAGAUGAGGGCGCUGAACUAACUAGCAACUACUUAAAAGUUGCAUUCAUCAGUUACGAAGGUGUUGGGAUUCUCAGCUGGGGAAGAGCAGUGGAGAAAGUGUGGUAAAUUCAUAUUUGAAUUCUGGCAAAACCUUGUGUGACUUUCAGCAAAGGGUUUAACUCAAGUCUUAGUAAAAGGGAUUGGGACUUAGCAGUUGCUUAAUAAAGCCGCCUUCCGCCCCCCGGCCCACGGGGGGGAGUUGUCUAUUUCUAACUCUGAUCUUGGGCACGUCUUUUUAACUUUCUGACUCGGUUUCUUCAUUUCUAAAAUGGCGGUGAUGAUGUAAAGAGCUUCCUGAGCUGACCCGUGGCCAUCUGGGUAGAAGCACAAGAAAUGUAAGGCACCAGCAUAAUAUGCUGUCUUGCACCCUGUGCUCUGCUCCGUGGAGCCCUAACAAGCUGAGGCUCAGGCUGUGACCCACACUUCGCUUACCUCCCCAACCCGCCACCCCCACGCAAAUCCUCCUGGCACCGCUGAGUUGGUUUCCUGCCUUUACUAACGGCCGACAGGGUUUUUUCCUACCUAACUGGGUGCGAGCGCGUCUAGGCAACGUGCGACUUCUCUGCCGCGCCUCCCUCCCCACGCCGCCGUCCGUCCGGAGGAGGGGGCAGCCCCGUGAGCACCCCUGCGGUGCGAGGGUUGCACGAGGGUAGAGGCGCAUCCUGGGCUCCGCGCCCCGCCCCUUCGAGCCCCCGGCCCCGCCUCCGUCUUCGCCCGCGCUCAGGACGGCUCUCCGAUUGGUCGGCGGCUCUCAGCCCCGCUCCGCCCCCUCCAAGGGAAUAAAAGCCGCUGGCUCAGCGAGGUGCCCCUUGAUAAACGCAGUCUGCAUAGAGGCGCUAGCUGCUGCCGCUGUUCUGCCUCCCUGGGUUCUGCGGUGUCCCCAGGAGCCCGCCGCCAUCCUCUCCACGACGUGCUGCCCUGCAUCAGCAGCCAUGUGCCGGACCCUGGCUGCCUUCCCCACCACCUGCCUGGAGAGAGCCAAAGAGUUCAAGACCCGGCUGGGGAUCUUUCUUCACAAGUCAGAGCUGGGCUCCGAUCCCGCAAGUGUUGGCAAAUUUGAGUGGGGCAGUAAACACAGCAAAGACGGCCGAAACUUCUCAGAAGACGUGCUGGGAUGGAGAGAGUCAUUUGACUUGUUGCUGAGCAGUAAAAAUGGAGUGGCUGCCUUCCACGCUUUCUUGAAGACGGAGUUCAGCGAAGAGAACCUGGAGUUCUGGUUGGCCUGUGAGGAGUUCAAGAAGCUCCGGUCAGCCACCAAGCUGGCAUCCCGGGCACACAGGAUCUUUGAGGAAUUCAUUCGCAGUGAAGCCCCUAAAGAGGUAAACCUAGACCAUGAGACCAGAGAGCUGACCAGGACGAACCUGCAGGCCGCCACGGCCACGUGCUUCGACGUGGCUCAAGGGAAGACACGCACCCUGAUGGAAAAGGACUCGUACCCCCGCUUCCUGAAGUCCCCUGCUUACCGGGACCUGGCUGCCCAAGCUGCCUCCGCCUCCCCGUCCAGCGGCAGCCCAGCCGAGCCCUCCCAUACCUGAGCCUCAGGGCCGGAGGAGGGGAAGCCAGCCGGGCAGAGAGAGGCUGAGUCACCCAUCCCCGAGGCGCCGCCCCGUGCGGGUGCGGGAGGCAGGUUCUGCAGAGCAAGGACAGUGAAGGGAAACGCCCGAUGGGUGACGUCCUCUCCUCCAGAUACUGCGGGACUGAAUUCUGUGCAUGAGAGUGUCCCCCUGCUUCUAGGGCCUGUGGACGAGGGCUGAAGAUGACAGCUGUGCAGGGCUCUCGGGGCUGUGAGGGGAGAACGGUGCUGUGAGAGUCCUCGUUGGCUCUGGCUGAUCUCAUCAGGGCCAGGGAUCAGCCAGGGUGCUUCGGGAAAUGUCUGGGUCAAGGGAAACUUGAAAACGAGUGAGGGAAGGCCAGCCAGGUCAGCCGUUUGACCUGCUGACCCGUCAGUCCCCUCUGAUCGCAUCCCAUUUUCCUAGUUCCCCGACUGUCCUGGGCACGAGGGGAGCCGUGCAUGGGGAGCCCUGCCAUCCAGUCCUCUCACCUGCCACUGGCCGCCCCUGGGGUCCCCUGGCUUGCACUCCUCAACACUCCUGUGUGCAGCCGUGCAGCCUUGUCAAGGCCAGAGAGCCCGUGUGCCGCUUGUCCCCAGUGAGAUCUUUAUCUUAGAAACUGGUCUUCGAGUCUCUUUCCAAAUCAACAGGGAGCCCUGAAGAGAGGCCAUCUUGCUCAUGGGAAAUGAACCUCGGUGCUUUUGGUGACCUCUCGCUGGUGGCCCCCGACCCCGCGUGUGUGGCAGGGUCCACCUGUGAGCAGGGCCAGCUGAGGGCCUCUGGCUGGGACAUGCCCCCUCUAAGCCUUGGGCUGCCCUUACCUGUGCGUGGGGCCUCGUGGUGAGCGGCUCUUCCAGCUCCUUGUGCCAGCAGGUGGAACGAAGAAGAAAGGCAUCUUAAGAAACACAUCUCUUGGUAGUUCCACAAAGUCCUGUUCAAAUCAAGGCAAUAUUUAUAUAUAUAUUUUAAGCCAAUCUCUCUUUUUUAUUUUGCGGUUAUGAAAAUAGGGACAAAGGGAUUCCCCAGGAUGGAAGGGGAACCUAGUGUUUCUUUUUUUGUGGCUGUGAGGUGCACUCAGUGGGGCUUCAGGAGAAAGGAGGCAGGUACCUCGAUGACCCUUGGACAGACUGUAGAAGCUGGGCAGAGAAGCUGCUGGGAGGAGCAGGAUGGGGUGGGAAUCAGAACCUGCUUGUCACCUCAGGGCCUCACCUGACAUGUGCUCCAUGGUGGGACUUCUCCACGGGCCCAGGCUGGUGGGGGAGGUGAAUUAACCAGGCAGCGCCCCUUUGCCCCUGGAAAAUCCACACUGUUCUCUCUGCACUAUGAACUCCUCCAGGAGAAAAUUAUUUAAGUCUAACAUAUUGUUGGUUUUGUGACAAUGGUCAUUGCACAUUAUUUUUGUUGCUGUCGUUGGGUUGUUGCUAUUGUUAUUUAUUGCCGUUGGAGUUGGCCUCUGCUGGAGUCUCCACGGGAGCUGGCAGCCUGACUGGCUCCCUCUCCACUGGACUCUUCCUCCAGAAGUGCUGGCCACCUCGCAGGGGCUGUCAGGAACUCCUCGCUGUUUAAAUAUUUAUUUAUUGUUGACACAGGAGCUGGUUUCCUAGAUACGAAUGGUGUACUCAACCCUCCUUUUCCUGUUUUAGCAUGUGAUUUUAUUGUGAAAUAAAAAUAAAACCCAAAUGUGA
Molecule: messenger RNA, 3799 nt
Organism: Phacochoerus africanus (Common warthog)
Lineage: Eukaryota; Metazoa; Chordata; Mammalia; Artiodactyla; Suidae
Gene: RGS16
Product: regulator of G protein signaling 16
Exons: 5
Coding region: 1497-2099 (200 amino acids)
Source: RefSeq, a predicted model, not a curated record